AGAAUAUAGCAAGAAAUGCAGCAUGUUAUCGCAAAUGUGUUCUCAUCUAUGCACGCGUUCUUUCUGCGCGUCAAAUCGCAUUUUAGUCUACAUGGACCAUCAUCGACCUCGGCAUCUGAUUCACCCCGCUCCACCACACCCACCACGCCAGGUCCAUCGUCAUAUACUCCGCCCAUGGAGCUACAACGUUCCAAAUCAGUCAAAUCGAUACGCGUGCGGAAAGUGUCGAAAGGAUCGUUGAAAUCAUUACGUCGCGGCACCAUUUGCGUUACAGUCAGCACGCACGCAUCCUCAGUAUUCUACGAUGAUGAGGGUGACUACAUUAAACAUCCCGUCCUUUACGAGCUCAGCCAUAAAUAUGGUUUCACUGAUAAUCUACCCGAGAGUGCGCUGCCCAAUCGCCUGGAAGAAAUUAAAGAGGCGAUACGACGGGAAAUUCGCAAAGAGCUGAAAAUCAAAGAAGGUGCCGAAAAGUUGCGCGAAGUGGCCAAAGAUCGACGAUCCUUGAACGAUGUGGCAUCAAUCGUAAAGAAAAGCAAUAGCAAAUUGGCCGAGUUGAAGUCGGAAUUGCAAGAAUUGGAAAGUCAUAUUCUUCUAACGCAAGGCAACUCUGUGAGCAAUGGAAGAGAAAAAUUUGANCAUGAACAACUUUCAGCGAAUGACAAGAUGCUCAUCUCACUCGAGAAGCAAUUGAAUAUCGAAAUGAAAGUAAAGAAUGGCGCUGAGAAUAUGAUACAGUCACUGGCCAAUGGUCAUCAUGGGCGCGACAAGAAGCUAUUAGCCGAGGCGCAGCAAAUGCUAGCCGAUUCAAAGGCGAAAAUUGAAUUCCUGCGGCUACGCAUACUCAAAGUAAAGCAGAACAAGGAGCAUGCUCAUAAAUUGUCUGCACAGGCAGCUAUUGCGGCUAGUGGUGAUGGCGAGAAUGGCGGUCAGCCACAGCGGCUGGAGACGACGCUCGAAGAGCGUAUCGAAGAGUUGCGGCAUCGUUUACGCAUAGAGGCCGCUGUGGUAGAUGGAGCAAAGAAUGUGAUACGUACCCUACAGAAUAAUAAAGUGCCCGAUAAGAAGGCGUUGCAAGAGGCAAACAUACGCCUUAGCGAAUCGUCGCGUAAAUUGGAUCUUCUCCGGCACUCACUUGACUUGCGGCGUCUGGAAUUGCCAGUAGAUUCACCAGCCGCCCACCAAUUAAAAUCCGAGCUGCAGUCAGUUCAGCAGGCUUCGUCUCCAAUUCCAGUCACAUACACGUCGCUGCAGCCCUUCCACGGUGGCUUACUAGGCGGCAAGCCGUAUCAGCAAGUCUCACUGGGGCGUUGCGCCAGUGUUUCGGGUAAGUUGGAAGUGCGCCUGAUGGGUUGUCAGGGCCUGCUGGAAGAUGUGCCUGGCCGCUCGAGGCGCGACAAAGACAACAACUCCAGCCCUGGUGAUUUGCGUAGUUUCGUGAAAGGUGUAACAUCGCGUAGCAGCUCGAAAAGUUAUUCAGUCAAGGAUGAAACGUCUUCGGAAAUUAUGGCAGUCAUAAAGUUAGACAAUAUAACAGUAGGGCAAACUUCUUGGAAGCCUUGUUCACAACAGGCAUGGGAUCAGCGCUUUUCCAUCGAUCUAGAUCGUUCGCGUGAGCUGGAGAUUGGCGUUUACUGGCACGAUUGGCGUUCGCUGUGUGGCGUAAAAUUCUUGAGAUUAGAGGAAUUCAUUGACGAUGUACGGCACGGCAUGGCACUACAAUUGGAGCCACAAGGUCUACUCUUUGCCGAGAUUAAAUUCCUUAAUCCAAUGAUAUCGCAAAAACCAAAACUGCGUCGGCAGCGCAUGAUCUUCAAUAAGCAACAGGUAAAGAAUAUACCACGUGCCAAGCAGAUGAAUAUCAAUGUGGCCACCUGGGGUCGUUUGCUGAAGCGCAAUACGCCUUCUAGUUCACACUUAGCCGCCGAAGGUACGCCACGUGGCAAUUCACGCGACAGCGAAUCGCCUAUUUCGCGUUCGCCUUCGUCUGGUACCAUCGAUGCCGAGCCGGAGCCUUAUUCACCAGGGCAGCAAGCACGCAAUUUGGAGUAUGACCCCGAUGCGGGCAUACACGAACACGUCGAAACACCCGGAGAAUGUCCCGAUCCCGAAGUGAGCGGUUUGAGCGGCAUGCGGCCACUGUCGAUGCAGGGUAUUGCAGUGCUGCCACCGGAAGUGCCUUCACAAUCUCCACAGUCUCUGCAACAGCAGCAGCAGCAGCAACAACAACAAAACCAGCUGCAGCAACAGCAUUUGUCUACGAAAAACAAUAAUUUACAAUUGCAAAUCGCUGGCAAGCAUAGCUCAGUAGCGGCGGCGGCGUCGACAGAACCUGCCAGCGGGGCCGGUUUGUCCAUGGGCUCAAGACCCACAUCGAAGUUGCCAACACCUACACAGACACAGCCUCCACCAAUACCGAGUACUGCGCCUCCAAAACUCGAUCCCGAGUUACAGAAUGCACUGCGUGAAUUCGAUUUUCUCAAUCAAAUGGACUCACAACCCAAUACGCUGCAACGGCCUGUCCACCAAUACGGCAGCCGUCAGCAGCAGCAGCCGCCGCCACAACAACCGUCGCAACAAAAGCCACAACAACAGCCAUUGCAGCAGCAGUACAUUGCCUCAGCCGCACAGCAAAUACUCCAGCCUUAUCAUACACCACUGCCCACUCAACAUCCAACGCCGUUGCAUCAAUACCAGCCACAACCGACGUCACAGCAGCCACAACAGCUGCUGUCCGCUGGUGCUGGUGGUGGUGGUGGUGGUCAGGGGGGUCAGGGUCGCCAGCAAGGUUCAAUGCCGACAACACCGGAACUUAACAGCAGCCAAAUGACGGCGCCGAAUUUUGCGAAUGCUACAACGGCGAACAACAACAGCAGCAGCAAUUACAACAUGUCGCAUGUGGCACGUCAAACUAGUCAAAGUAGUUUCAGAAAUCAACAACAAAACUACGUCAACAACAAUAAUGCAAACGUAAAUGCGGCGAUGGGUAUUGCUGGAACAACGGGUGGCAUGGGCAAUAUAUAUCAUCGUCCGGUGCUGGCCAUGCCGCCGGUGAUAUUGAUGGGCGGCGAGUUGGCAGCCAAUGAUAUGAGCAGCCCGAUAAUUGAAAUGCCGCCAUCGCCAGCGCCAAGUGGAAUGCCAAUUGUGGAGUAUCCCGAUGACGAUGAGUACGCGCACGACGCUUCAGCAACGAGUUACAGCACCGGUGUCGGUGAUCGUUUCUGUGUCGAGGUUAGGAUUGAUAUUUUUUUGUGUUUUUUAUAUUUUUAUUUGUUUGUUUUCUUGCACAUUUUAUGUUGGCGUUAAUAGUUGAGAUAUGUUUAUUGUUUAAUGAGUUUAUUGCAAUUUUUGUUGGUCAUUCAUGAGACGACAAAGCCUUUGCGCAAGUUUAAUUUGUC
Rhagoletis zephyria (snowberry fruit fly) is the source of this 3398-nucleotide messenger RNA. RefSeq names its product serine/threonine-protein kinase N-like. Lineage: Eukaryota; Metazoa; Arthropoda; Insecta; Diptera; Tephritidae. The record is from RefSeq and is a predicted model, not a curated record. Gene Ontology annotation, biological process: signal transduction; protein phosphorylation. Gene Ontology annotation, molecular function: protein serine/threonine kinase activity; small GTPase binding.